CAUCACUUGCAGUGCGGCCAGACGCCAGCAGCAGCAGCAGCAGCAGCAGCAUCUUCUUCCAGCAGCAGCUCAGGAGGAGGGGAGCGACGCACCAAGCCAGCCGGCCACAUCGCUCAGCAGCUCCGCGCACAAAUCGGCUGCGUCACAUCUAAAAAAAAAAAAAAAAAAAAAAAACGCGCACACGCUGCCAGCCUGGGGAAGAUAACAGCCAAGGCAUCCAGGGAAGCCCGCUGGUUCAUAACGCGACUCGGCUGAGCUGGGGAGAGAAAAAAGAAAAUGGUGAAACUGGGGAAUAAUUUCGCGGAGAAAAACAACGGGAAGGCGGCAUCCGAGGACGGCUUUGACACCAUCCCUCUCAUCACGCCGUUAGAUGCCAGCCAGCUGCAGUUCCCCCCACCUGAUAAGGUGGUGGUGAAGACAAAGGCAGAUUACGAUGGCGAGAGCAAGAAAGGAAAGCUGCGCUCCCCCAAAAUCGCAGAGUUCUCCAUAAGCAUCAUCGAAGGCGUCUCUGAGAGGCUCAAAGUGACCCUGCUGGUGAUCUGCGCCCUGGCUUUCCUGGUGUGCGUGGUGUUCCUGGUCGUCUAUAAGAUCUACCAGUACGAGCAGCCGUGUCCUGAAAGCUUCGUCUACGUGCAAGGCCGCUGCAUGCCGACCGGGCUUUACGGCAACUAUCCCCCUCAGGGUCCCGGGGGCCGCGGGCGCCUCUACACCUUCAUCAACCACUACAACAUGGCCAAGCAGACCAUCACCCGGUCGGUAUCGCCGUGGGUCACCAUCAUGUCUGAGGAGAAGGUAACCCAGCAAGAGAUGGAGACCUCCCAGAAGCUGGCCUGAACAUCGUUGGGAUCCGGAAGGUGGCCUCUGCUGCAGAGAAAAAAGAAAAGAAAUAAUAAUAAUUAUAAUAAUACGGUUGUGCCAUUCAAGCAAACCUCGAGUCCAGUCGCUUUCUGUGGGUGAACAAAAAAAAUUAAUUAAAAAAAAUCUAAAAAAAAACAAACAAACAUCUUAUCCCGCCUGAGGUGCUAUGCUGCCUUGUUGAUGUAUUUUGGUCAGCUGGUGUGUACAGUCGCUGGAAAUCUGUGGACGUUUUGAGCAUGUUCUCGGCACAAUGAGGCUCAGUUUGGUGGAUUCCCGAUUUGUUUGAAUAGCAUAUGUUAUUUAUAUAUAUAUAAGAGUGGCCGACAUGUAGAAAAAGGCCACAGAAACCCAUGCACUGUCUUUGUACACACACACACACACACACACACGUGAAGAUAUUCACCUCAGCACCGAGAUUGCGAGCCAUCCUGUCCGCUUGGCUUACUGGAGCGCACAUGCACGACAGCGGUCGGUCCCGCUUCCAAUCUCGUUUUUGUUUCGUUCUCACCGACUUACCGGCAUCUUUCCGAUCCAAGUCCACCCGUGCAGAAACCUGUGAAUGUCAUGAUAUUGUGAAGCGUUAAGCCUCGAUCUAACAGAAACGUACCAGCAAAA
This is a messenger RNA of Fundulus heteroclitus (mummichog), 1473 nucleotides long. RefSeq names its product neuronal vesicle trafficking associated 1 (gene nsg1). Gene Ontology annotation, cellular component: membrane; endosome. Gene Ontology annotation, molecular function: clathrin light chain binding. Lineage: Eukaryota; Metazoa; Chordata; Actinopteri; Cyprinodontiformes; Fundulidae. Bases 277 to 834 code for a protein of 185 amino acids. The transcript has 5 exons. The record is from RefSeq and is a predicted model, not a curated record. Gene Ontology annotation, biological process: endosomal transport; clathrin coat assembly; G protein-coupled dopamine receptor signaling pathway.